This is a messenger RNA of Orbicella faveolata, 6024 nucleotides long. Its product is annotated as protein sidekick-2-like. The record is from RefSeq and is a predicted model, not a curated record. Lineage: Eukaryota; Metazoa; Cnidaria; Anthozoa; Scleractinia; Merulinidae. Gene Ontology annotation, molecular function: protein binding. Gene Ontology annotation, biological process: cell-cell adhesion.
CCAACCGACAACCGAUAUGCCUCUCGCAGGCUGAUCGCAGACGCAUUGUUGCUAAUCAAUAUUCAAGCGUCCUCUGGCCUCCAGCGCCGAAGAACCUUAACAUUGAAAAUUCCUGAAGUGAUGCAUGCUUUCUUCUCCUUGGCAACCGACCGAUAUUGCCCUCUAAUGUAGUCUUUACGAGUCUGGAAUAUGAUCUUUAUGAUGUGUAGUCGAAAUCAAGGCUUGCACUGUGGUGACAGAACAUCGAAAGAUCGAAGCUACAUCCCAUUAUCCUGGUGACGUUUCUUAAUUAUAAUUCUAUGCAAGAUCGUUUGAUGAAGUCCCUUGCUGUGCGAGUCUAUUUAAAAUGAGCUUUAAUACCUUGCUUUACACUGUGGUGAUCGCGACGAUAUGCUCUGCAAGACUAUCAGCUUCUGCAAGUUUUAAUUUCACAAUUGAGCCCUCAGACCAUGUUGUUGCUAUUGGACAACCUCUUCUCCUCAACUGUCAAGCACAAUACAGUGGUCCUGACAACGUUGUCAUAUCCUGGAAAAAUAAUGAUGCCUGGCUUUUGAAUCCUGCUAACAAACCUUGGAAACAGUUUGCAAAUAGCUCUCUUUAUUAUAGUAGUAUUCCAGCGCAAAGCAUUGGAACAUUCAUCUGUGGCGCAGCUGUUCCAGGCACUCAGCUUAUCAUAUACAGCAGGACAGCGACAGUUCAAGCCGCUUACAUAAAAUCUCAAUACCUUGCACAUCCUGUUAAUGUGACCAAAAGAUUCGGAGAGACAGCAACAUUUGAUUGUACCAUUGAAGAAAGUUUACCCUAUGCAUCCAUCCAAUGGUACAAAGAUGGAAAUCUCUUCACCCAAGGUGAAGUGGCAGGUCAAAUCCACAUUCUAGGUACAAAGGCAACAUCAUCUGCUUUGUCUGUGAAGAGCAUAACAUUCUCUAGUGCAGGAUGGUACUGGUGUGUGGCUAUCAACCCGUUAUUGCCCAGUCAGCCACAGAGCAGCAAGAGAGCAUAUUUAACAGUACUCCCUUCUCAGGAUAAGCCUCAUUUUGGCAUUCAUCCAACAAACAUGAUUGUCCCAGAACAUCUGCCAGCCAUAAUGCAGUGUCAAAUUUUGGGUGUCCCACCACCCAUAAUAUCUUGGACAAUGAAUGGACAGACAGUCAGCAAUGUGUCUGAUCGCUACAUUCUAAGUAAUGGUUCUCUUUACUUUUCGGCACCUGUGAAUCAUUCGUAUGCUGGGCAGUAUGUGUGUAGUGGAACAAACUCUGCUGGAUCAAUCUCUAGUGGGGCUGUGUUGUUCAGAGUUGCAUAUUUUGAUUUUGCUUUUGUUGAGAAUCCAGCCAACAAGACAGCUGUAGUUGGUGAUGCCGUCAGCAUGAACUGUGUCCCCCCUGUCAGUUUUCCUGUUCAGGUCACAAUUCAAUGGUAUCAUGACUAUCAGCUAAUUACUCCAGGUGGAGGCAUUUCUGUUGACAAUUCUGGAUCAAUAAAAUUUACAGCUAUUAAAAAAUCUGAUGAAGGAAUGUACUUCUGUGAUGGAACAAAUUCUGAUCUUCAAGCCACCAGAACAUCGGAACUGGCCUAUGUUACUGUGCAUGUUCCACCUACUUUUCAAGUUCAGCCCAGGGACACCAAUGUCACUGAAGGUUCUCCUCUAACAUUACACUGUCAGGCCACAGGCUUCCCAGUGCCAAAGUUAACUUGGCAUAAAGAUGGCGAACCUGUGGAUACUAAUGAUGUGACCUUGUUGUCCAAUGGAAGCUUGCAUAUUUCCACCACUGUCAUGCAGGAUGCUGGGAAGUUCAGCUGUAAUGCAAGCAAUGUUGCUGGUUCUACUACUCUGUCUGCAGAUGUUGUUAUUUAUGUUCUGCCAUCUCUUGUCACAUCUGCUGCAAAUGCCACCAAAACGGUUGGAGAAUCAGUCAAGUUUGGGUGUUCAUUUAAUGGAAUCCCAAAUCCGGACAUUGAGUGGUUUUACAUGCCUUCUGGAGGAUCAAGAGUGCAACUUACACAAACAGAUCAUUAUGUCAUUACAGCUGGGUCUCUUGAAAUCAGGCAAAUGUUAAAGAAAGAUGAAGGAAUGUACAUUUGUAGAGCUGUCAAUGUUGCUGGGAGUUUGGAAUCAUCAGCGUAUUUGAGAGUGAAAGUUCCAGCAUCUCUUGAAAUGAAUCCAGUAAACAUGACUGUAAAUGAAUCAUCUUCAGCCUCGUUCCGGUGUAACGCGUCAGGUGAUCCAAAACCAGUAGUCACGUGGUUUAAAGGUGGGACGCAGUUGGCUGCAGGUGGGAGGAUUGUGAUUGGUGGAGACAGCCUGACAAUUUUGAACACGGUCGCAAGUGAUACCGGACAGUACCGCUGUAAUAUUAGUAAUGGGCUAAACUCUCAUGUGGGAAUGGCUUAUUUGCUUGUGCAAGUUGCUCCAGACAUCACAUCAUUUUUCGUGCCCAGACUGGUUCAGCUCGGAAUGAAUGCUACUUUAACCUGUGCAGUCAGCGGUAUUCCCCAGCCUGGGAUCACGUGGUACAGAGAUAGCGUCUUGUUGUCCGUGACAAGCAGCGUUUUUGUAAUUGAUCGCGUGAGUGUAGCUGACGGUGGCGUAUACACCUGCAUUGCUUCAAAUGCGGCGGGAAGGAUGUCAAAACAUGGAAACUUGACCGUACAAGUGGCUCCUAGUGCUCCAUUUCCAAUAUCGGCCAUCCCAGGAUCCUCUACCGUUAUUCAGUUGUCAUGGAGACCAGGGUUUGAUGGACAUAGUUCUAUUACUGGUUACAAAUUAGAAAUGAGGAGGGAGUCUGGGAGUUAUAUGGUGCUGGAGGAGAAUAUCUUUGCGACGUCAUUCACAGUGAGAAACCUUGCUCCCUACACAACUUACACCUUCAAGAUUUCUGCGCGGAAUGCUGUUGGGUUAAGUCCUGGAGCGACAGUUACAAACCGAACCUUGGAAGAUGCUCCUUCGCCACCAACAAACCUAGUGGCGGUAUCUUUGAAUGCGACUGCCAUCAGCAUCACGUGGAAGAGACCAGAUAAUCCAAACGGUCAGAUCACUCGCUAUGAAAUCCAAUACAGUACUGUUGGUAGUAGCGGCGUCAUGAGUGAUGUGCUAUCAGGCGAUCAGAUUCCUGGUCUUAAGACUUUGAUUGGCAGCUUAAAGCCAUUCACUCGCUAUCAGUUUAGGAUUCGUGCAGCCACUGGGGAAAUGGAUGUUAUGUGGGGAAACUAUUCAGCUGCAGCUGAAGUGACAACUGGUGAAGCAGCUCCAGAAGCCCCUCCUCAGGAUGUCCAACUUCAAGCAUUGUCUGCUGUUUCAAUUUUAGUGAAAUGGAAGAGUAUCCCCUCAGAAUUUACAAAUGGCAAUGUCAGAAAAUACAUCAUAUUCGUAAAGGCAGUUGGUCCUUACAGAUUCUCUGAGGCCAAGAACUUCUCCACGGACACAUCGCUGAAUUUUACAAUACGUCAACUAUUUCCAUGGACAAUAUACAAUGUUUCUGUCCAGGCCUUCACGGUCCAGACCGGUCCCAUGAGUCCUUGGGAGCAAGGUCGGACUUUGGAAGCUGUACCUGGUCCACCAUCAAAUGUCACCCUGGUGUCUGACAGCCAGCAUAGCAUUGUGGUCUACAUAGCACAGCCACUUCCACUCAUGCGCAAUGGUAUCAUUGUUGGUUAUACCGUGUUUUACAGAGAGUCCAACUUGUUACCUGAUGCAGGAUAUCUGUCUGUUAGCACAACUGCUUCCUCUGUAAUGCUGGUCAAUCUUACAGUGUUUACAGAGUAUUCUGUCAAAGUCGCCGCUUCCACUAGUGUGGGGAUGGGGGAUGGAAGUGAAGUGAAAACAGUGGUUACACAGGAAGGAGUUCCUGGUACAGUUAAUGACGUGACUGCGACAGUGGUGGAUCACGAUACAAUAACAGUCACAUGGCGUCCCCCUGAAAAACCCAACGGCAGAAUCAUACAGUAUAAUGUCACAUACAUCAUUGCUGACGAGAACUCAACACGCAGCCUGACAACAGAUGGAGAGUUAACGGUGGACAUAAACAACUUGACUCCCAAUACUACUUAUUACAUAUUUGUUACGGCAAGGACGAGCAAAGGGUUUGGUAAACAAGGGAAGGCGGUGAAUGCUACGACACGCCUUCUUCCUCCGUCAACUGCCGCGCCUACUGAACCGCAGACCACCCCCGCUGAGGAAUCAAACACUACAACUGUGGUAGUCCCCGCCGGGACAGAGAAGAGAACAGGUGGACUGGGAGAGGACCAACUGGUCAUUAUCAUCGUCUGCGUGGGACUUAUAGUGCUGUUUCUUUUAAUCGCGGCAGUGUAUUUUCUAGGCUGUAGGCAUUGGAGGGAACAAAAAGCUGUAGCCGCGACGUACAAGAAAUCAAAAAAGCGACGUGAUUUCAGAAGUGGAUAUGAAAUGGAUAGACCAGCGUAUCCUGGUUUCCCAGCUGGCAGCGCGGUUCUUGAGGUGCAAGAGGAACCAAGUAUAGCAGACUCUAACGUUUCGAGCGAUUCGUUCGACUCUGAUUGGAACAGCAGUGUAGCCUCGCCUUCACCAGUGAAGCCGAGCCACGAAUACGCUGACCCAGAGAAUCGUGGCUCUCCGCACGCAUCAGGUCACGCUCCGUUGGCGAACCUUCGCAACAAAAAGGCUUCCAUAGCUUCACAGGAUAGCCAGUACGAUCAACCGUAUUCGAGUGUCGAGGAGCUGGGCGGAGGCUGUGCAACCUUCGGACCCCUCCCGCCAAUUGCUUUCCGCUCCUCUCCUAUCGAGGAACGAGACUCUGAAUCGCCUGGGAGUCGCAAGUCUUUUACAAACAAGCUUUACAACCCGGCAAACGAGGAGGGAAGGGUUAAUGUCGGAGAAGGGAGCAGAACUUCUGAAGGUUAUCAGAAUAGAGACAUAUCGGGGAUGGAGAACAGUGGAUAUGAUUCAGACGAGGAGCUCAAUCAAAGUAUUGGGGAAUCCCUUGGUAAGAAGUCGAGUCCAAGCCCGGUACCGCCUAAUCUUGAAGAAUUGUACGCCAAAGUCGACAAAACCAAGAAGAAGACUUUUCGCAAGAAAGAGGUGACAUCAUCAAGUGACACUGAAAGCAACCAAUCAACAACUCUGAACGAUUCAUUCGCAAAGCCGGACAAAAGCAAGAAAACAUUUCGCAAGGUGUCCAGCGACCCACAGGGCAACCAAGUAUCCAGACGAGCGCACGGGCCAAAUCAUGAACCUGUGGUCGUGUACGAUGAAAGAACUAACUUCAACGGCGAAGCUGAGCCCGAUGACUCACACCCAGCAGCUGAAAAACACGAUGCCAAGAGCGUUGGAGAAAGCACCUUCUCAAGCGACACGAUCACGGUGUCCGACCUGAACAGCAGCGAAGCGACCGAGCCAGUCAAAAGUGAGGAUUUAAUCGACUGGAAUCUCGAGCUUCCACAGGCGAACGAUAACGAAGAGCUGCCCAUUCAAGAUCCUGUUCCGAGAUCACCUUCUCCGUUCACGCUCCGGAAUAAAAAGAUCUCGUUGGGUUCUCAGGAAAGUUUGUACGACGAGCCUUAUACCAAUUUGGAGGAGAUCGAUGCUGGUACCACACCGGUUCCCGAUUUCACCCCCGCCCCACCUCCAACGUUUGGAUCUACCGUCGAUGAAGCUCCUCCCGAGGAACAACCGAAACUUCUCCACGUCGCGCCGACAAUUUCCCGAUCGUCUUUUCCUAAUGAGCCUUAUGGAGUCGUGGAUAAAUCGGAAGAGGAAGCUGUUGUCAUGGAGGUGAAGGAGAUUGAAAAUGAUAAAGAAGCAGAAAAUACCAUCAAUGAUUUUGAUGAAGUUCUAAACGGUCUUCUGGGUAACGAGUCCCCGAAUGAACCUGGGGAGAGACACAACUCGUUUUCUAGUUCCAACGCCUACGAUUCCACCGUAUUGAUGUUCUAACUUUUAAGCGUUAAUCAUUUUCUUGCCGCUUAAUUAAAGGAGUUUAGUCAAGGUAUUUUGUGUUAUUUUGGCCUCGUAAAAAUUACCUUUAAAUUAAAGGAAACCUGAUAACAAUA